AUGGCAACAAAAUUAGUUGUUUGCUAGGGCUUUCCCUCGUGACCACAUGUUGUAACGUAAACCGUCCGGCAUUGGCCCUCGCACAUUACAACACAACUGUGCCAACGUAGCUAUCCCAUGUGGCACUCUGGGCCCUGGCAACAACUACUAAUACAUAAUCCAUCUAGCCUACCUCUCACAUAGUUACAUACAGUGGCACUACAGGAAGGAAGUCCAGACCUACCAUCACAUUAUGACACAAAUUGCACCAUUUCAAAUUGCAGUGUGGGUAUAGAUAUUUUUUAUGUACCACCUUUAGGAAACAAAGGCAGAAGCACACAAGAAGCUGUAACUGGACAAGGAGGUGACGUGACAAAGAGACAAAGUUUAAAAGAGCAGGAAUCACACCCAAACCAAAAUGAUGAUGAUAGAAUUACAUCCAGUGAGACUACUUCACAAUCACAAAUUGCACUCAGUAAGUGUGUGGCUUUACAUAGUGCAUAGCACAUGCCUAUAAUUGGGCACUCAUGUAUACUACCACUAAAGGGGAUCUGUAACUCACUUAACAAUGACAUGUGCAACAAGGGACACAGCUUAUUACGUAUGAUAAGGAAAUCAAAAAGUUUCUCUCCUAAAAAGUUAGAGUGCAUCUUCGUUACCAGGUCAGCCAUUUUGUUUCUACUGACAUGCAUGUUUUUUCAUUGCUACCUUGGCUCGAUUUGAAAGUAAAGCUAUGGCGUUAGAACCAAGUGAACAUUAGUGUUAAUAAGGCAAACUGUGUUUUUGAUGGGAUAAAACAUGGGUGGCCCAUGAGUUAUGGUUUGCUAUUAUGUUUCAGGGAAAUCCCCUGAUAUUAGAGGCGUACAUAUAACUGAGCAGACGAAGAUAGAGAUCUCUCCUGACCAGCCACAGGACUAUCACUGGGAGGGUCAUGGGUUCAAUGUUCAAAUCCCAGCUGGUGCCUUUGCUACAACAAGGCCAGUGACUAGGGUGGUGAUACAUAUCCGGGCUGGUCUGAGUGGAGAAUACAAGCUCCCAGACGACAGAGUCCUUGUCAGUGAAGUCUUCCGGCUCUCGCUCGAUCCUCCCGUGGAGACAUUUCACAAGAAAGUCACCCUCGCUCUCCAGCACUGUGCCUUGGAUGACGACUCCACACUCACCUUCAUUACGUCCACACAAGACAACCCACCUUACACCUUCCUCCCACUACCAGGAGGGUCCUUCUCAGAAUCAGGGCUUGGAGCCAUUGAUGUUGACCAUUUCUCACCGUUUGGGCUGAUUGGAAGAGGAAAAGUCGUAUACUUUCUGCACAUUUUACCUACCCAUUGAAAACCCCAAAACACAUGAAGUCCACAUCACUGUUACUCCAAAUCUGAAAGAUUAUCUUGAGGUAUACCAUGGUUUAUGCAAUAUAGAGUACAAUGUGUAGCACUCUUUGAAUUGUGUUUGUGUGCAAUAUUCCUGUACAGUAAAUAAUUAUUUUGUUUUAGGAAGUGAACAAGGUGUAUAGAGAAAGACGGAGUAAAAAGGGUCUUGUAAUACAAGCCUGCCCUAAAGAAAAAACAAUUUCACUCUACAUCCCCGAUAUUGGCAUCCCUGAGAGCCCUUGGGAGAAAGAUGGUUGGAAACUCACCCCGUUAACAUCUCCAUCGGUAAAUUCCAUUACUUUUCUUUUCAGUGUUUUCUAAUUAAUUUUCUUUCAUUCAGCUUGAAAAGAGAUAUUUAAAGGAAUACAAGCCAGGAAAAUCAAUUCCCUUCUUUGCAAUCCAAUUAGAAGAGAUUUCAGCCCGCCAAUGUUUAGUACAGAAAGUCUUGUUCGCAGGAGUUGAAGAAACUAACAAAUUCUUGUCCAUAGUUCCCCCCACCUCCCAGCCUCCCCUCUCUGUCUCCACAGCUCUGCCUCCUCUACCACUGCCACCACUACUACCAACACUCCUGGUGAGUUCUGAGCUGAUGUAAUUAUUAGAUGACAUUUUUGGCGAGCGGGAGCGAUCCAACUACAGAUAUACAGCCACUGGUGAUCACAGGGAGGAGUAUAGUUUGUCAUCCUCCGCUGCUGGAGGUGUGCCUCUCGUGCGUGCGAUGCCAGCGAGAAGGGUGUGGUUUCCAGUCCUCAGCUGCUAGACGCUGCCGCCUGCGAGCUAUGUCUCGUGCUCCUUGGCUGUUUCUGGAGCAAGAGGCUGCCUCCUGCGAGCUCCCCUGUGGUA
Geodia barretti is the source of this 2186-nucleotide messenger RNA. The record is from the annotation of a GenBank genome assembly. Lineage: Eukaryota; Metazoa; Porifera; Demospongiae; Tetractinellida; Geodiidae.